UGUCUGCUUCUUUCUUUCUUCCAUUAGCGUCUCCUCAAUUUUACCCUUUUUUUCUUGAAGAUUGAUCGGCAAGCAAUUCACCUGCUUCCUAUUGUUGUACCCCACCGUCUGUUUCCUUUCCACCAAGUAAAAAACCCCUCCGUAGCGGCAACAAAGUAAACUUUUCGUGAUCCGACGUAAUAUUCUUCUUGUAGCCUAUUGUAUUGACGUUAUUCGAUUGUUUGCCACCCAAAUUUCCGCUUUUACUCAUCUGGGUCAUUCUUAUAUUGUUUCUAUUAGCUCUAACUUGCUUGUCCCGAUGUUUUUUUCUCUAUAUAUGAGCAUUCUUGUUAUUAAUCAUCCAAUGUGUAAUCUCUCUCGGUACUGAUUAUCAGAUAUGGUUACUCUAGGCUCUAGCAUCAUUGUUUUGACGAUGAGCCUCUCGAAUGCUUGAUGGGUGCUUCUUUUUCUUUUUGUUUUGCUUAAGAAGAGGGUUUUCUAAUCGGAGGCUUAUAUCCAUAAUAUGGGUGAAACUGCAGCUUUUCUUGCCCGUGAUCUUUCUAAAGACUCAUCAAAUGGGUUUGUCUCAAAAUCCAAAGAAUUGCAGACAUCUGUAAAUCUUGAAGAUAAAACAUACGUGAUUGGUGGAGAUGGGGACACCUUAACAUCUUCAAUCAAUGUCAAAAUUUACAAUAAUUCUACUGGUGAAUGGGUCUUUCCAAUGGUGUUGGGAACGAAGCCAACGGGUAGUAAGAGUCAUUGUUCCGUGCUUCUAGGUGGAAAUCGAAUAUUGAUUGUUAAGGGAGAUUGUAGUGUCAAUGAUUGUGCAUGGUUUCUUGAGGUGGACACUAAGUUUGUUGGACAACAAAGAGAGAAUCAUGGUUCGGAAGUGGUUGCUUGGAGUAAAGGAGUAAUAGGAAAUUUUGAGAAGCCUAUUGUGAUAAGUGGUCCAUCUGGUGUGGGGAAGGGAACAUUAAUAUCCAAACUUAUGAACGAUUUCCCAUCCAUGUUCGGGUUCUCUGUCAGUCACACAACCCGAGCACCAAGAAACUAUGAAAGUGACGGCGUGCACUACCAUUUCACAGAUAGGAAUACUAUGGAACAAGAUAUAAAGGAUGGGAAGUUUCUUGAAUUUGCUUCUGUUCAUGGAAACCUAUAUGGAACUAGCAUUGAAGCUGUUGAGGUGGUCACAGAUGAAGGAAAGAGAUGCAUCCUUGACAUUGAUGUCCAAGGGGCAAGGUCUGUGAGGGCUAGUUCUCUUGAAGCCAUUUUCAUCUUUAUCUGUCCACCAUCCUUUCAAGAGCUAGAGAAGCGCCUUCGUGAAAGGGGUACUGAGACAGAGGAGCAGAUUGAGAAGAGGCUGCUGAAUGCCAAGAAAGAGCUCGAGCAAGGACAAUCGACAGGCCUGUUUGACCAUGUCUUGAUAAAUGAUGAUCUGGAUAAUUGCUAUGAGCAAUUAAAGAAACUGUUGAGUCUCGAUGGAAACCCCAAUAUCAAUACCGAACUUGCCCAUAAAUCAGUGAUGGAUUUGGAAAGGAUUCCUGCAAAUUUUUCUGUAAUGAAGGAUGAUCAAAAGAUCUUGAUCACUUGUGUUGAUUUCGAAACAAUUUGUAAUAAGCCAAGCAUGUUUGUGCUGGACAUAUCUUCAAUGAGUGGAGGGGCACCAGGAAGGACAAGAGGGCUAAAUAUGUAUACACUUGAGUCGGUUACAAUCGACGAUAAAUUGAUUCAAAAUUAAAUGAGUAGUAGUAGCAAGUAUAUAGACAUUGUGAUUUUGUUUUUCUGCAUUUUCAAUUUGUAGCCGAAUUGAAAGAACUUUGAGAGAUUUGAAUAAAGAAAACAGCCUCAGUUUUGU
Messenger RNA from Impatiens glandulifera, 1834 nucleotides. RefSeq names its product guanylate kinase 1-like. The record is from RefSeq and is a predicted model, not a curated record. Gene Ontology annotation, cellular component: cytosol. Gene Ontology annotation, biological process: purine nucleotide metabolic process. The transcript has 11 exons. NCBI's taxonomy places the organism in Eukaryota, Viridiplantae, Streptophyta, Magnoliopsida, Ericales, Balsaminaceae. Bases 503 to 1717 code for a protein of 404 amino acids. Gene Ontology annotation, molecular function: protein binding; GMP kinase activity.